UAAAGCAGUCGUCAACUAAAUCAGAAUCAUGAGCGGAAGAGGCAAAGCAGGAAAAUCGAAGGGAGGCAAAUCCAAGACCAGGUCGUCCCGUGCCGGACUCCAGUUCCCGGUCGGUCGUAUCCACCGUCUGUUGAGAAAAGGUAACUACGCCGAACGUGUCGGAGCCGGUGCACCCGUAUACCUGGCCGCCGUCAUGGAAUACUUGGCAGCCGAAGUUUUGGAAUUGGCCGGUAACGCUGCCCGUGACAACAAGAAGUCCCGUAUCAUUCCCAGACAUUUACAAUUGGCCAUCAGAAAUGACGAAGAAUUGAACAAACUGUUGUCCGGUGUUACAAUCGCACAAGGCGGUGUGUUGCCCAACAUCCAAGCCGUACUUUUGCCCAAAAAGACUGAAAAGAAAGUCUAAAACUUCUACCCAAAUCUUUCUCCACUAAAAAAGGCCCUUAUCAGGGCCACCAAUUAAAAACGUAUUGAACUGUCUCAAUAUAAUAACACACCUACUACAA
Messenger RNA from Rhopalosiphum maidis (corn leaf aphid), 506 nucleotides. Its product is annotated as histone H2A-like. The record is from RefSeq and is a predicted model, not a curated record. The transcript has a single exon. NCBI's taxonomy places the organism in Eukaryota, Metazoa, Arthropoda, Insecta, Hemiptera, Aphididae. Bases 29 to 406 code for a protein of 125 amino acids. Gene Ontology annotation, cellular component: nucleosome. Gene Ontology annotation, molecular function: structural constituent of chromatin; DNA binding; protein heterodimerization activity.